Messenger RNA from Vanessa atalanta (red admiral), 812 nucleotides. RefSeq lists its product as uncharacterized. NCBI's taxonomy places the organism in Eukaryota, Metazoa, Arthropoda, Insecta, Lepidoptera, Nymphalidae. The record is from RefSeq and is a predicted model, not a curated record. The transcript has 5 exons. The coding region runs from base 11 to 805 and encodes 264 amino acids.
ACUCGUCUUAAUGAGAAGCGUAACAAUGUUUUCGAAAUGGGCUAUACUGGUUACCUGUGUCAUUAUAAGCGCUUGCGAUUCAUUUUCUGUAAAGAAUGUACAGAAAUGUACUAUCAAGGAUGAAAAAUGCUUUAUUGAAAGUGUAUCUAAAGUCUUAAAGGAUAUUAGCGAAACUGGAGUUGAGGAAAUCAAUGUACCCGCCCUCGAUCCCAUGCAUCUGAAAAAUAUAUCAGUUCCAAUAUUGGGCUUAUUAAAUUUGUUAUUGGAAGAGGGGCAGUUGAAAGGAGUCAAAGACUGCGAGAUUAACAAGUAUCAAAAUGACUUUGUAAAAGGUGAAGCAAAUUUGGAAAUAACAUGUGAUCUUGUACUUAAGGGAAAGUUCAAGGUGUCAGACCCGACCCCAUUCCUCCAGAACUUGCUUGGAAGUGAUCCGAUUACUAUUGAUGGGAAUGUAAAAAUAAUACUAGAAAAACUCCGUAUGAAUAUGCAAUUUUUGUACGACUUGAUCAAGAAGGACGAUGGAGAUAUAUAUUUUAAAUGUCAUAAGGACGACUUCAAUUACAAAUAUGAUGUUGGUAACGCUAAAUUGGUAGUUCACAAAAUACUUUUGGGAGGCCAAGAUAGUAGUGAACUCGUCAUGAACAUUUUCAAUCAAAAUGGGAAGUUCAUUAUGGAGACAUUCGGAAAAAGUAUUUUCGACGUGGGUAUGCCGAUUUUUUAUGAUAUACUACAUCGUUUUAUCGAUUCAAUACCAGUAAAAUACUAUUUUAGCGAUGACUUUACAUCAUACGUGAAAAAUGUGUAAUCAAAAA